UACCCCCCUUCCCCCGUUCCUUCUUGCUGCCCAUUUCCCGCCUGUUUUCCCCUCUCAAACCUUUUGUACCUCUUCUUCUUGACUGCUUCACUUAUGAAACCUCUCUUUUCGACGUGUGUUGCUGUCGUACGCACGCCUGUCUUUUGGCCUGCUCACUUAUACAGACGCGGAGCCAUCUCCAAAUUGUCGGGUGGUUUUCAGGGCACCCCGAGCCGCUGGGCUGGGUUGUAAGUGGGAUGGCAGUUCACUCGAUUGCAAAUCCAUUUUUGACACGACACGCUCACAAAGCCAGCGAAAACAAGCAUGAUUUGACCAAACAAACGACAAACGAAUGGAUUUCACGAAAAUCGCGACAGCCUUCACCGGCACCUCAAAGACAGCCCAGAACGAACUUGAGACGGCGCUGGCUGUUCUGGCCAUGACGGCCUGCCUGACAAGGAUCCAUCCACUGGCAUCCACUCGGGAAGCGCCAGUGGUGGGUGGACAGCCCGCAUCAGGCGCCACCGCAGACAAUCCCCGGACUCAAAGCCGAUAGCUCUGUGUCUGCGCCUCUUUCAAGUAGAAACAAGCAAAGACAAGUUCAUGUUUCUCUGACCCGAAAGAAUGGUUAUGGGGCAUGCUGGCUGUUGAUUUGGGCGAAUAGCACCUGCGCAGUCGCUGUUCCGAGGGGUUUGUCCUGUUCCUGGCGGCGAAUGGCCCGUUUCUCUGUAUGGGUCUGCCUUCGCGGUAUGGCCGUGGAGGGUCACCCCAAUGGAAAGCUAUCCCAGCAGUUCCGGCCAUUGCUAUGGACACAGGGGCCAAAAGGCCUGCGCACAGCGCAGUCAGCUAUCGCUAUCGAUUGUGGUUGACUUCGUUCUCAAUGAGACAGCGCCUGCACAAGUGUGUUAAGGCAAUGCUGGUCUCGAAUGAAUCGUUACAUUGGGUAUUUGGCCCGAAAUUGUGCGACACACAUACUACGUGCGCGCGCGGAUUACGUCCACUGAGAUACGUGGAUAAAUACAGGAGCAGAUUGCUGGACGAUUUGCACAUGAGGCGUACUACUUUGACAGCACCGAUAUACUCUUCGAGCUUGGGCGUCAGAAUGUCUGCAGUUGCAACAAUGGUUCAGUGUUUUUCUCCGGUGCUUACACUACGAGCUUGGAAGCCUUUCGCCAACCUGUUUCGAUAUCGACCUGAAGGUCUGUAGCAAUUGAGAGUAUCAACUGAAGAAAGUAGCUCAGUUGCAACAAAACAGUCGGACCGGAGACAAGAUAAUGGCAAAACUCUCGUCACGGCGUUUCCAGGCCAGCUUCAAUAUCGCCAGAAAUCAAUAGUCAAUGUUUGCCAUGCAAUCAUGGACUGAGCUUCAUCGAUGACUGGCAGAAGCAGUCCCCAUGAAGCCAUGGGGCACUUUGAUCGAAAGCCUUUGUUCGUCUAUCAGCGCUUGUUGUCACAUGCAACAUCGCUAGGAAUGGCGUUUCCCAGUUUUGUAUGGAAAAAUGGGAUAGCAACAUGAUAGCAGACUCGGGCCCGCUGUUAGAAGUUGCUAUCACUUGCUAUGCUGAUUCGUCUAGGUGCGCACGAGUGGCUUGACUUCAAAAUGACGCUAUACCAGGAACAGUCAAGCACCGCGCGCUGCAAAACAGACUCAGCCUCCCCCCGACUCUCAGAGAUGUCUUCGCCGUUCGCUGAAACCCAGGCCAAUCCAUUCAGACCUGACCCGACUCGACGAGCAUCCAUUGCAGUUUAUCGCAAACUCACUGCAAACGCGCUCUCACUCUUUGGCUUAGGUAAGGCUAUCAUCUUUCUAUUGAAUCUCAGCAUCAUUUCAUGCAUCCAGUAGAAUCUCCGCGCCAGUGGACGAUGGAAUGCGAUAGAUAGAGUUGUACGCUGUCGCUUCUCCUCGCUUCGCUUCACUUUUGCCUGCCCAUUCGCAUCCACU
Molecule: messenger RNA, 1921 nt
Organism: Fusarium odoratissimum NRRL 54006
Lineage: Eukaryota; Fungi; Ascomycota; Sordariomycetes; Hypocreales; Nectriaceae
Exons: 2
Coding region: 710-1186 (158 amino acids)
Source: RefSeq, a predicted model, not a curated record